Messenger RNA from Chondrus crispus (carragheen), 1773 nucleotides. RefSeq lists its product as hypothetical. Gene Ontology annotation, molecular function: DNA binding; sigma factor activity. The coding region runs from base 1 to 1521 and encodes 506 amino acids. The transcript is spliced from 2 exons. Gene Ontology annotation, biological process: DNA-templated transcription initiation; regulation of DNA-templated transcription. NCBI's taxonomy places the organism in Eukaryota, Rhodophyta, Florideophyceae, Gigartinales, Gigartinaceae. The record is from RefSeq and is a predicted model, not a curated record.
AUGUACUCCACUCCUACCUUCAUCGCCGCCGCCCCCGCUCUGCCACACCGCCGCCCGCACCCCUUCCACCGUGACCCGCCACGCAUGAUUGCUGCCCCGAAGCGUCGUGGCCGGCCCUCGGCCAAGCGCGCCCAGCUUCCCCGCACUAAGCGCACAACCUCCUCUUCUCCCUCACAGCAAGCCUCCAUGGACCUUGUUCUCCCAGCAGACGAUGAGGCAGCCGCCCUCGCUAGGCUAGAAAAACAUCCACACCUCCUAAUCGACUCCACCCUCCCGGAGCCGGACGCAUUGCCCAAAAUUAACGCAAAGCGAAAACGCGCCCCGCCAGGGGAACGAACCGACACCCUCGCAACAUCCACAGUGGACCAAACUAUAGCAGUCUCUGUUUCGGACCUUGUUGAGGCUGACCUCCUUUCCGUCGUCAAACCCGCAUCAAAGUCGAAACCGUCAGCCGAGACGUCAGACCCCGUGGCCGUUCCAAAGAAGCCGAAGCGCGCCAGCAAGAAGAAAGCCUCUGCCAAAAAGGCCGAGCCAGACAUACUGAAACGCAACGCAAUGCCGACCCUUGCCGACAACACUGUCCGGUGGUAUCUCCAGCUCAUUGGGGGUGACCGUUUGCUUCGUGCUGAGGAGGAGGUUACGCUCGGUCGCCAGAUCCGUGACCUCAUGCAGUGGCAGCGCAUGUUUGUUGAGCUCGCCGAUUCCAUUGGUCGUCAGCCUAGUACUAACGAAUGGGCCCAGUACAUGGGAAUGGACGAAACUGACUUCGCGACACGCUUGCUUCAUGCGAAGAGGGCAAAGGAUAGGAUGAUUGUGUGCAAUUUGCGUUUGGUCGUUUCCAUUGCCAAGCGGUAUAUGAAUAGGGGAAUGCCACUUUCUGAUCUCAUUCAGGAGGGCACGCUUGGCUUGAUUCGCGCCUGUGAGAAGUUUGACGCAGAGAGGGGAUUCAAGUUUUCUACUUACGCUACCUGGUGGGUUCGACAGGCCGUUACGAGGUCUAUUGCUGAUCAGUCGCGCACUAUUCGACUACCUGUCCACUUGUAUGACACUAUAUUGGCCAUUCGUCGUGCCACCAAGUUUCUAACGAAUGAGCUUGGGCGCCCGCCGUUGGAGCAGGAGAUUGCCGAUUAUUGCAAGAUCACCGUUGAAAAGCUUCGUGCCACGCGAGUCAAUAUGCAGUCAGCGCUUCCUCUCGACUGCCCUCUAUCCAGCUCGGAUGAUGCACUCACACUGAGUGAUGUCAUCGAGAGCGACGAGGAGAGCCCCGAGGAUCGUGUGGAGUCUUCCUUGCUGCGUGACGAUUUGGAGCAUGUCGUCAACAGCUUAACGCCUCGCGAAAGGGAUGUAGUCCGCAUGAGAUACGGACUGGAUGAUGGCAGAGCCAAGACUUUAGAGGAAAUUGGACGCGCUUUUGAUGUCACCAAGGAGCGCGUGCGACAAAUCGAGUCUAAGGCCCUGCGGAAACUGCGGCACCCUUACCGCUCAGCAAUUUUGAGGGAGUAUACGCCUCCCAACUUGUAGAAGAAUCCGCGCGUCGCGGUUCCGUCUGCAUUUUCUUUCUGUUUUUUGGUCUAAAAUAUAGAGAGCACCGCUAUUGUACAGCAUUCCUUGUUCGUUAUUGAACAGGUAAAAAAGUUUUUUCCGUGGAGUGUCUCGAGAAAAGGGAUAGACCGUCGAGCUUGUGCACCUCCUAAUAUGUGCUCUUGCGCCUCCAAUGCAGAACUUAGAUUCGAGAAGGUAGGUAUAUCUGAAAGAAGUUUUCCGACCUUUUCU